Messenger RNA from Thunnus maccoyii (southern bluefin tuna), 1606 nucleotides. It is a transcript of the gene rras, whose product is annotated as RAS related. The transcript has 6 exons. The record is from RefSeq and is a predicted model, not a curated record. Gene Ontology annotation, cellular component: plasma membrane. Bases 634 to 1227 code for a protein of 197 amino acids. Gene Ontology annotation, molecular function: GTP binding; GDP binding; GTPase activity. Gene Ontology annotation, biological process: signal transduction. NCBI's taxonomy places the organism in Eukaryota, Metazoa, Chordata, Actinopteri, Scombriformes, Scombridae.
GACACAUGAAAGUGGAAUUUGUUCUGGUUAGUUUUCUGUUUUAAUGGGAGGACAGCUGACGUGUGUGUGGUCUCUAUAUAUGCUCUAUAUGUGUCGGUGUGUGUGUGUCGGUGUGGACUGCAUGUUGACGUGUGGGAACAUUGUGUGUGAGAGGCUUUAGUUUGUCGAGGAAAGAGAAAAGAGGAAGCAGUUCCGCCCUCAAAAUCUUCCUGGAGGCCGAGAAGAAAAGAGUAGAAAGAAAAGAAAAGAAGAAAGCAAGGAACACAGUUCAGGGCACCGGCUUCAAACCGAAAACUAAACCCAACGACGGUGUUAUUCAGUUAGUUGAUGUUUUGGCGGAUGUACAGUGGAACUCCGGCGGUACUUCGGAUCUCAGGUGUGGCGCGUUAAAAAUCCUCGUUGUAAAAAAUGAGCUUCAUAUUGACAAGUCUUAGUUCGAAGCUGCUCCGAUAAAGUCUUCCAUGCUGGUGUCUUCUGCUAACAUUACGUGACAGGCGGAUUCUCGAGAAGUUACUUUCAUUUGGCUUUCGGUCUUGGUUUGGGUUAUUGGCUUUAAGCUGCUGGUGAACGACGGGACUCUGAUUGUGGCCCUGGAAGGUUUCUGAUCCGGACAAAUCCCAGUUGAAAACCAGCAUGAGUGGAGAAGAGGAAAGAUUCAAACUGGUGGUUGUGGGAGGAGGAGGGGUGGGGAAGAGCGCCCUGACCAUCCAGUUCAUUCAGUCCUACUUUGUGUCAGACUAUGACCCCACCAUCGAAGACUCCUACACCAAGAUCUGUAAUGUGGAUGGGAAGGAGACCCGGCUGGACAUCUUGGAUACAGCAGGUCAGGAGGAGUUUGGGGCGAUGAGGGAGCAGUACAUGCGCUCAGGAGAGGGCUUCCUACUGGUGUUCGCACUCAACGACCGGGGCAGCUACCAUGAGGUCCAGAAGUUCCACACUCAGAUCCUGAGGGUGAAGGACCGAGACGACUUCCCCAUGGUAUUGGUUGGAAACAAGGCAGAUCUGGAACAACAAAGAGUGAUCUCUAGGGAGGAUGCUCAGGCGUUCGCCAGAGAGAACAGGAUCCACUACAUGGAGGCUUCGGCCAAGAACCGCUACAACGUGGAUGAAGUCUUCUUGGAACUGGUGCAGAUUAUCAGAAGGUUUCAGGAGAUGGAGAGUCCUCCCCCUCCAGCUCAUCACACAGGGAAACAGAAGGGUGGUGGCUGUCCCUGUGUCCUACUCUAAGCACUGUUACUAUGGACACCAAAGCCUCGUCCCUCUACAGCUAGUCCAAAAAUGAGUGUGUGUGUGUGUGUGUGAAAGGGUGGUGGGGUGGGGGGAUGUAUUGGUGGGGGGGAGAGAGAUACAGUGCAUAAUUUUCUUCCCAAAUAUUUUCAUUUGCACUUUUGCCAAAAAGCAACAUGUAAAUCAGUGUAAUCUUUUAUUUUAGUGAAGGGAUGUAAAGGGACAGGUUAGUUUGUACUGUUGGCAACAUGAAAUAAUAGUGUCCAUGAGUAGACAUCAUCACACCAGCACGUGUUAUAGAAAGGCUGCUGUUAGAGAGGACAUGGCGUCCUGCAGGUACAGAUGUCUUCAGUGACAUCAUCACCACAGGUACACAGAU